AUGGUAGCCACGUCACUAGAUGUUGUGGACAGAACUGGAUUUUACGUUUUCGGUAAGUAUGACUUCUAUGAGCAGCAUUGGGGUAUGGAGUUUCACCCAGUGGAGACGAAUCCACUGGGUAAAACUCCGAAGAUCGCGACGUGCAGUGCCUGUCCAGUCGGAAACACGCGUCACGUUUCUUACGCUGAAGACUAA
Plasmopara halstedii is the source of this 195-nucleotide messenger RNA. RefSeq lists its product as uncharacterized. The transcript is spliced from 2 exons. The coding region runs from base 1 to 195 and encodes 64 amino acids. The record is from RefSeq and is a predicted model, not a curated record. NCBI's taxonomy places the organism in Eukaryota, Oomycota, Peronosporomycetes, Peronosporales, Peronosporaceae.